CCAAUCCGAGUUCCGACGGACCGCCAUAGCACCGACUUUAAACCAUCCCGUGAUGAAUCAAGAAAGAGAUAUUUAAUUUUUUCUUCGUACGAAUUUCAGACAAAAAUAGAAUAGAGAACGGGCAAAGGAGGAAAUGAAUGGGCCGCCGGAGAACGAUCUUUGCUCGAUAUGUCAUUCCCACUUCACUGCUCCUUGCCAAGCCAAUUGCUCUCAUUGGUUCUGCGGAAAUUGCAUAAUGCUUGUGUGGAGGCAUGGAUCUACACUACAGCCAUGCAAAUGCCCCUUGUGCCGUCGUCCCAUAAGUUUGCUCGUUCCUACAGAAGACACUAUCAGAAACCGUAGUGACUCUGCAGUUUCUGAGGUUCUUGCUAAUCUUGAAACCUACAACCGAUACUUUGGUGGACGAUCAACUAGUUUGUUUCAGAGGAUGCAAGACCUUCCCUUCUUACUUCGGAGAUUGUUGCGGGAAAUGAUGGAUCCUCAAAGAACCCUUCCACUUGUCAUCAGAGCUCGAGUUUAUAUUGCAAUGAUUCUCAGUGCUGUUUACAUAGUCAGUCCAAUAGAUAUCAUUCCAGAAGGAGUUCUUGGGGUAGUCGGUUUGCUUGAUGAUCUACUCAUAGCAUUGAUUUGCUUCCUCCAUGUUGCUGCUUUGUACCGUUCGGUUCUCUAUUUCCGUCAUGCCGGUUCGUGAACCAAUAAAUGUUUUUGACAUUAUGUACUUACGUUUUGUCUUUGCCUGUCUUUGAUCACUUAACCUUUAUAAACACGAUAGUGUUCUGUUUUGACUAUGGAAACUGAAAUGGGUGAGGAUGAUAGGACCAUAGAACAAAAAGGCUUGGACCACAAAUCAAUAAUCAUUCUAGGUUAUAUGCGCAUCUUCGUUCCUGAAACCUACGGAUCAAUCUUUUUGACCAUUCCACUCAUGACUCAGUGUCACUUACGGUUUGACGAAGAAAAUGUGAGAUUGAUGGGAUCAUAAGAUAAGAACAGGAACUUAAUUUUCACUCUCAAUUCCACUAAUCCAAUUAUCUUUCACAAGCUUCAGUAUUCAUAACUAAAGUGUGACCAUUUACAUUGAGUGGUCCUCUUCUAGAAACUUUGAUGAGUUUAUUACCUCAGUGACUGCUGAAAAGUCAUCCAUGGGCGGCUCGUGAUCCAUCCUGAACGAAUCAACGUCGUUCUUAGCCCAAGUCUCACUUGGGAAAACCAGGUUAUUGCAAAUGGAUCUUUUAUGGUGAAUAUGCGAAAAAGCAAAAGUGGUUUCGCAUUAGUCUCCAAGUGUUGAACAGUUUCUUCCAGUCAUAGAGACAACACACUGUGUCACGGUAGAUGAUGAGUGGACCACAAGAUGGAGCCACCACUUUUUUGUCUCAACAUGGUCACACGUGCAUAGACAUAGGUCGACGAGGCUUGUGUUCACAUGUAACACUCAGAAACACAUACGCGUGAAAAACUCAUCUUUUUAAUGUGCAUGUACCGAAAGUGACGUUGCUCCACUGGACUCACCGCCUAAAACUAAAACCCAUCUUUAAAACUUGUCUCCUCUAUUCUAGCCUCCAUCUAAAUUAAAUGCAUUCGCAACAAAACAUAUCAAUGUUUUUUUCUCUUCAUGAUUCAGCGAGAUUGUAAUCAAUCUUUUCCUUUUAGUGGUAUAGUACUUAUAAUGCCUAUUACAUAAACAAAAUAUACGCAUAGUAAUUUAAAGAACUGCCCAUGAAGUUGCAUAAUGUUAUGUCUUGUAAACAAGUGUAUUUGUAAUAACGUGACGCUGUGUUAUUAGAGGUAUGGAGACAGAUAUGCUAUUCUUUAUCUGCUUCUCCUCUCGAUCAAUAUUAUUAUCAUUGUUGGAACGGUCCUACUCUACGAAUUAUAGAUGGUAGACACCCAUCACAUUUACAUUAUUGUAUAAAUUUAUAAUGUUCGCUAAACCUCGGCCCUACAAUCACUAUUUGGCUAGCUAUUUUACCCUCACAGAAACCUCAUUUAUUUAGUGUUCUAGAACUUCUAUUUUAUAUAAUAUCAGCAAACUUAGUGUGAUCGUUUCCUGCCAAUAAUGUCUUUACAUAGUGGAAAUUGCAAUUCUUGAUAUGUUAUGCAUGGAAGAUCAUCUAUUUUAUAAAUUUUAUGCAUAUAAGAUCUUUGAAAACAAAAACUGUAAUAAUUAAAGUCUAUAGGGAUCAGCGGACUCUAUUUUUUCUGUAUAUUGAUAUCAUGAUAGAAAAUGUAUGAGCUUAUAUAAAGUAUCGAUUCAUUUGAAACUCCAACGAAUUUAUAAUACUUAAAUAGUAUAUAGUAAAAAAAUGAAUAGUUACAAUAUAUAACAUAAGGUUUGUCUCUUACGUUGUUACCUUGAUUCACUAAUGCAUCUACCAAUCUCUACUAUUGGGAGAGAAAAAUAUAUAACAGAGUUUCUUGAAUAUGUUUCUACCAUAUCAUAUGUAGGGCUCCAAUAUGGAAAACGACAUGGAAAAGAAAGUAGCCAAUGUGAAAAGGGAAGGGGAUACAGCUGGGGGAGUCAGCAUCCAAGAUCUUUCUAUGAUCCGGAUUUCAUUUCUCCAAAUAAUUUAUACCGUAUCUCUUCCCAAUUAUCCGAUAUUAACUAUUAUAGAAUCAACUAAUAAAGAGAAUGUAAACCUAGACUUAUAUUGUUGACAAAAAAAACCUUGACUAUAUAAGAAAAUCGUAGAAGACAGUAGUGUGGCGUUAGUGAUAUUUUCACUGUUUGUUGUUGUUGUUGUGUAUGCACAAGAAAAUAUUUUUGAUAAAGAAAAUACCAAGUUAGUAUAUAGUAGCUCCUAUAAAUUUAGUACACGAUAAGGUUACUUCUAAGAUAAGUUAGUUGUUAUCAGAUGUUUACUUGAUAGAUAAUAACCUCACAGUACUUUAACUUUUUGCUUUGUGUGUUUAAUGGCUAAACAGUUUUGUAGAGGGAUAACAUUACUAUUGGCUCAAAAAAAAAAAAAAAAAAAAGAGGGAUAACAUUACUCUUUGACAUGCAUCAGAAAGAGAAUGACCAAUUGUUAGUUUCCAUAAUAAAUCGGUAAAUAUAAAUUGUAGAUAAACAAGAAUUAGAUUCUGAUCAAAGGGAUAACAUUGAGCUAUGGAUGUAGAAAGAAAAGGACAAUGAAGAGGUUAAACGAUUCUUAUCAUACUUCACUUAAAAGGGUAAUCCACGCAAUUUGAUUUAAAAAAAAAAAGUUCCACGCAACAACAUUUUUAUCUUCCUUUUUUAUGUUCUUUUAGUUUUUUUCCAGACUGUAAGCGAAUAUUAACGGUACAUAAAGAACUGUUCCUCCCUUUCUGCCUAACCAUUAUGUUGUUUUUAAAAGGUCAUAUUCUGUAGAUUCUGUUAAAACUAGGGAAAUUUCCAACAUUUUUAUAAUAAUUUUAUCAGGAUUAAUCUAACAACUAUAACUGCAAAAUGAAGGUUAUCUGUAUUUUAUUUUGUAAAUGUAAAAUCGCUGGAAGUAUAGUUUUCGAAAGACAACUAAUUUGUUAAGAACUAUGCAAGAAAGUUUUCACCAAAGAAAACUAUGCAAGAAACAAAAACAGUAAGUAAAAAGUGAUGAGUUGCCUAAUUGGUACCUCUACAUGUGAAA
Messenger RNA from Brassica rapa (field mustard), 3599 nucleotides. RefSeq names its product E3 ubiquitin-protein ligase RNF170. NCBI's taxonomy places the organism in Eukaryota, Viridiplantae, Streptophyta, Magnoliopsida, Brassicales, Brassicaceae. The record is from RefSeq and is a predicted model, not a curated record. Gene Ontology annotation, molecular function: ubiquitin protein ligase activity.